This is a messenger RNA of Malania oleifera, 1863 nucleotides long. Its product is annotated as protein DETOXIFICATION 40-like. The coding region runs from base 39 to 1583 and encodes 514 amino acids. The record is from RefSeq and is a predicted model, not a curated record. Gene Ontology annotation, cellular component: membrane. The transcript has 7 exons. Gene Ontology annotation, biological process: xenobiotic detoxification by transmembrane export across the plasma membrane. Gene Ontology annotation, molecular function: antiporter activity; xenobiotic transmembrane transporter activity. NCBI's taxonomy places the organism in Eukaryota, Viridiplantae, Streptophyta, Magnoliopsida, Santalales, Ximeniaceae.
UCAUAGUGAGAGCAGAAUAGCUGUAUUAUCGGUCAUCAAUGGCGAGUGGAGUGGGUUCGCGCAGGGAAGAAGAUCAGGAUGAGCAAAUGAACGAGUCUCUGUUGCAGACCAAAGGGAGGUCGCCGGCGUCGCUGAGCUCCGCCCUGGAGGACGUGCUGUCGAGGACGGAGGAGAUGUCGUGGGUGCGGCGAAUGGCGGUGGCGACAUGGCUGGAGCUAAAGAUCCUUUUCCGGCUGGCGGCCCCCGCCGUGGGAGUGUACAUGAUAAACUACGUGAUGUCGAUGUCCACACAGAUCUUCUGCGGCCACCUGGGAAACCUAGAGCUCGCCGCCGCUUCCCUCGGCAACACCGGCGUCCAGUCCUUCUCCUAUGGCCUCCUCCUAGGAAUGGGGAGUGCGGUGGAGACACUAUGUGGGCAGGCUUAUGGCGCCCACAAGUAUGACAUGCUUGGCACGUACCUUCAAAGAUCAACCAUCCUCCUCAUGCUAACUGGGCUUCCCCUCACAGUCAUCUACAUCUUCUCCCGCCCCAUCUUGAUCCUCCUCGGUGAGUCCCGGUCCAUCGCCGCCUCAGCUGCCAUCUUCGUCUACGGCCUCAUCCCUCAGAUCUUCGCCUACGCCUGCAACUUCCCCAUCCAGAAAUUCCUCCAGGCCCAGAGCAUUGUCGCCCCUAGCGCCAUCAUCUCCGCCGCCACCUUCGCCCUCCACCUCCUCCUCAGCUGGCUCGCGGUCUACAAGUUGGGCCUCGGCCUACUGGGCGCAGCCCUCAUCCUCAGCCUCUCCUGGUGGAUUAUUGUCCUGGCCCAGUUCGUCUACAUUGUGAUGAGCGAUCGGUGCAAGCACACUUGGAACGGGUUUACGCUACAGGCAUUUACUGGGCUUUGGGCCUUCUUCAAGUUAUCGGCGGCCUCGGCCGUGAUGCUCUGCCUGGAGACUUGGUACUACCAGAUCCUGGUUUUGCUUGCUGGGCUUCUCAAGAAUGCUGAGAUUGCUUUGGACUCUCUCUCCAUUUGCAUGACGAUUAAUGGAUUGGUGUACAUGAUUUCAGUGGGUUUCAAUGCAGCCGCAAGUGUAAGGGUAAGCAAUGAGCUGGGAGCAGGACACCCUAGAGCUGCAGCAUUCUCGGUGGUGACGGUGACACUAACCUCUUUGGUAAUUUCAACAAUAUUGGGCAUUCUUGUUCUCGUAUUACGCCAUGUCAUCAGCUAUGCCUUCACCAGCGGAACCACCGUUGCCGACGCCGUCUCUGAUCUGGCUCCCCUCUUGACCAUCACUCUCAUCCUUAAUGGCGUUCAACCUGUUUUGUCUGGUGUUGCUGUUGGGUGUGGGUGGCAAGCUUUCGUGGCGUAUGUAAAUGUGGGAUGUUACUACAUCAUCGGCAUUCCAUUGGGUGCACUCCUUGGCUUUAAGUUCGACAUGGGAGCAAAGGGAAUAUGGUCGGGGAUGAUUGGGGGCACAGUCAUUCAGACGCUCAUCUUAUUGUGGACCACUUAUCGCACCAACUGGGAUAAUGAGGUGAAAAAAGCUAAGAGCAGGUUGGACACAUGGGAAGACAAGCAGGAGCCUGCAGCUUUGCAAAAUUAAAAUUAGUAAAAUAAGGGGGCAAUGGUUGUGUAGUCAUGAGGUGCAUGCACUUAGAGUGGAAUCCCCAUCAUCAACCUCAAGUGCCUGAUUUACUUAUGCUCAUCAAUUUUAUAAAUUUUGAUUAGAAAAGUAAAAAAAAAAAUUUCUAUUCACUACGAGAGAGAGAGGGAGAGAAUUCAAUGACCACAAUUUAUUUAGUUCUAUGUUCUUAAUACUAUAAUUGCUUGUAGCAUGAGCUUUUUGUGAUAUUGUUAUAAAUAUAUUUUUAAAUUGAUUUAUC